Theobroma umbraticum is the source of this 1313-nucleotide messenger RNA. RefSeq names its product carboxylesterase 20-like. The record is from RefSeq and is a predicted model, not a curated record. NCBI's taxonomy places the organism in Eukaryota, Viridiplantae, Streptophyta, Magnoliopsida, Malvales, Malvaceae. Gene Ontology annotation, molecular function: hydrolase activity.
UAUUCGAUACGAAUUUGAGUUCUAACGUCAAUUUGGCCCAAUCCAACCCUACUCAGAGACCUCUACUACCAUAAAUGCUACAAUAAAGCUGACGAGUUCCAACAGAGUUACUGAGUACAAUGUCAACCCAGACCAUCCAAUCCAGCUCCAUUUCUGAUCCAUUCAAACGCCUUCAAAUCACCCUUAACCCCGAUGGAACGCUAACUCGCCUUAACAAUUUUGGUAGAACUCCAGCUAAACCAGAAUCUUCCGAUGACUCCACAGCGGUUCUCUCUAGGGACAUCCCCAUCAACUACUCAAACAAGACUUGGGCUCGAAUUUUCCUACCCAAGCAAGCCCUUGAUCACAGUUCCCCAUCCGCUGAAAAGCUGCCGGUUUUGGUGCACUUCCAUGGUGGAGGGUUCAUUCUUUUCAGUCCAGAUGAAACCACGUCUCAUGAAUUUUGUUCCAAUAUGGCUAGUGAACUCUCUGUUAUCGUCGUAUCAGCUAGCUACCGCCUGGCUCCAGAGCAUCGGUUGCCAGCGGCAUACGAUGAUGCCAUGGAAGCAUUGUCCUGGAUCAAAACCAGCCAUGACAAUUGGUUGGAAAAUUAUGCUGAUUUCUCCCAGAUUUUCUUGAUGGGUGGUAGUGCAGGUGGGAACAUUGCGUAUCAUUUAGGACUACGUGCAGCUGAACAAGCUGACAGUCUUUCGCCAUUGAAGAUCAAAGGGCUAAUCUUGCACCAAUCUUUCUUUGGUGGGGUCGAAAGGACUGAAUCAGAGUUCAGGUCAAUUAAUGAUCCCAUGUUUUCUCCAUGCGAUAGCGACUUGAUGUGGGAGUUAUCCUUGCCUAUUGGCGUUAACCGUGACCAUGAGUACUGCAAUCCAACAGUAGCCCAUGGAUCUACAGCUUUGGAGAAGAUCAAGAGGCUAGGAUGGAGGGUAUUUGUCACCGGGUGCGAUGGGGAUCAUUUGAUAGACCGUCAAAUUGAGUUGGUGAAGAUGAUGAAGAAGAAGGAAAUUCGAGUGGUAAGUCGUUUUGUUGAAGGGGGUUUCCAUGGGUUUGAACUUGCUGAUCCCUCCAAAGCUAAGGCCCUGUAUGUUGUCUUAAAAAAUUUCAUAUUCUCUUCAACAUAAGUUCUGAUAAUUAGGCAAAGGAUAGGGGGAGCUGUUUGAGUGUGAUGCCAGCCAAAUGGAAAAAAUAAGAAAGAAUAAAGAUAAUAAUAAAAGAGAGAGGGGAUCUUGGCACUUGUUGACGGCCAAACAAGAUUUUCAUUUUAUUUCUUAAUAUAACUAUUAUAUAUGUUAUAACUCUCUUAUGUUUUUUUAAGUAAA